CAAUUUCGUUUCAGUUUUGAAUGUGUUGCGCAGGACAAGAAUGCUAGCGAAGUAUUAAUUUUUUUAAUAUUUGAAGUAUAUUCAGUUCAGUUAAUUCCAGUAUGAAUUCUAAACUUUAUUCCCUUAGACCUAGGAAAAGUAUUUCUUUGUUGAUCCAAAAAAGGAAAUCAAGCCAUCGAGCCAAACUCAAAAGGGAUACAAAUGUUAUUAAUGGUAGAAGAGUACUUCGAAGUUAUAGCAAGUUUUGUUCGACUAGUUUGACUUUGAGAUCUAAAGACAAAUUAAAUAUUGUUAAAGUCAAGACCACCGGGAAAGUUGUUAGGGAAGGUCAAAGAAGCAAAUCUCAAGUUAAAGACAUUAAAAGAGUGGCUUCAGUUAGUUCUCGUAAAAAAUAUAUUAAAAUUGCUAGCCAACUCCCAAACAAGAAUAUAAGUUAUGGUAUAAAAUUCAAGACUAUGUUUGCUAAAAUUAGUGCUGGCCAAAAUUCCAAGCAAGUCAGAAAAAAAAUUAUCGCCAAAAAAGCACAAAGUAGACAAGUUGUUGUCAGGGGCUCCCCAGCAAAUCCUGCUGUUCCUUCAACUAGUAAACAAAGUUUAAUUAAAAAAGUUGUUAAAAGCAAGAAAGAGAUAAAACCAGUUGCUAAGAAAACCCAAAGCAAAAAAUCUGUAGUCAAAAGGAAAAUAAAAAAGGUUGUUCAUGUUCGUUCUCGCAAAAGAAAUUUCAAAAGGCCUGUAAAAAAAAUUGUAAAAAGAACCAACACUGCAAAUACUAAUGCCAAAAAAGAUGCUGGAAAGAAACCUCAAUAUUGUGCUGUAUGCUUGAAUGAGUACAGGUUUCCUAUAAAGUUACCAUGCUCUCAUACUUUUUGUUUCUUGUGUGCCAAAGGGUUCAUUUUACGCAAUGGGAGGUGUGCUCUUUGCCGUCAAAUUGUGCAACGUUCAUUUCUUUAUAAGCCAGUAAUGGUCAACAAAGUAGUUCUUGAAGAGACAAAUGAUUUCAAAUGGUUUUAUGAAGGUUCCUGUAAUAGUUGGUGGCAAUAUGAUGAUGAGUCCAAUGAUAUAAUUGAAGAAGCAUUUCAGAAUGGCAGUGAAAAGUGUGAUGUUAUGAUUGCUGGUUUCAUGUAUGAAGUAAAUCUUAAAGAAAAGUUUCAACGCAGAAAGUAUGAAUUUUCUAUUAGCCGUCGUAUUAAAAGAGCCAAAGACACUAUAAACAAGAAAGGUAUUGCUGGAGUUCCUAUUCAGCCUUCAAGAAAGAAGAAAUGUUUGAUGCUUUCAAGACUUCAAUAAGUUUUGUUCCUUUUUGUCUGGUGCUGCUUUUAAAGCAGUUCAAUUCAAUCGAGCUUGUUUAUUUUUUUUAGUUCCUGCUAAUUGAACAUUUAACUUUCAUUUUGGAUGUUGGUUUUCUUUAGAAUUACACUCUUCUAUAUGUUAACCCCCCCCCCCCCCCCCCGCCCCUUUUUGUUUCAGAUGUAUAUUUUUUGAUAAUUAUUAAAUUGUGUUUAAGUUUUUAUAAUUAUUGCAAGUUUCUACCAAGUUUUGUGUCUUUUAAGCAAUACUUUUUUUUGUGUGCGUGUUUAUAUGAUUCAUGUUAUUACAAUUUACCAUUUAUUGUGUACUAUGCUUUUUAAAAUUAAAUCUUUUCCGUAUUUGUUUAAAAAAGCACAGUAAUCCCUUGAUAAAAUGAGGCAGUGAGAAGCAAAGGGAUGUACUUGGAUAUUUUCAAGAUUUGAAUGAUAUGCAUUUAAAGUUGUGAUCCUGGGUGGGCUUUCAUUAAAAAGUUUUUCUUAAUCAUGCUGUUUAGCCUCACCUACCAUGGCAACGAGAACUAUUUCUUGCCCCAAACAAGAGGUCAGGUUCACCUAUCAUUUGUACAGGCUCUCUAAAAUAUUGAUUUUAGCAUAUUCUUUUGCUUUUCACUGCCUUAAAUGUAUUUUUUUCUCCGAGGAUUGAACAAAUUGAAUUUAUAUCCUUCAUAAUUUUUAUAUUAAGAAUUCAUUUUCAAAUAUCCUCCAAAAGAUACUGAAUUUCCUAUCGACUCUUUCACAUAGUUUGGCUUAUUAUUUUUCAUUAUUAUUUUUUAUUUUUUAAAGCUGAUGUUUUGUAUGUGAAACUUGAAUUUUGAAGAUAAGGCUUCAUAGUUGUAAAAAGCUAUUUAGAAAGGGAUUUUAUAUAACUUUGUGCCUUAUGUUAACGAAUUAUUUAACUGUUACGAAUUAUUAACUGUAGGUUAAGUAGUUUGUUUAGAAUAAAUGUUGAGCAUUACAGAGCCGUGUCCAAGGGGAGGGUUUUAGGGGUUAAACCCCUCCCAUUGGGGAAACAAAUAUGUGUCAAACAAAGAAAAUUAUUGACUUAAAUUAACUUUAAUGUGAAAGUCUGCAUUUAGAGCUUUUUUUCUCCUUUCUCUCUGAAGUUUUUCUGUAAUUUAACUCAUAUCAGUAAUUCUGUAAUUUUUUGCUCUAAUUCAACUCAGUUGGAUCUAAACCCUAAACGCUUGCAUUUCUUUCUUCUUUUUUAACUUGAAAAGUUUUACAUUCCAUUCAAAUGUUGUAUAAUUUACAAUUGUUAAAGCUUUACCGACUAAAAUAAUAUUUUGGAAAAACUGUGGUGGUAGGACCACUUAAUGAUCUACCAAUACAAAGCAUUUAUACUGCUUAUUGUAAGGAGGUAAUGAUGAAUUUGGCAUAUGUUGCAGCUAUGAAAAUGUAUUGGCAAUUGUGUUUAGUAAUGUAAUUUCCAUCUACAAAAAGCUCAUUCUUGUUUAGUUUACAAGUAAGAACGUAUUAAGCAUUAUUUCAGAACAUAAAAUCUGAUAUACAUUCUACAUUAUAAAAAAAUUGUGGAGAGUUUUUAAUUCUUGUUGCAAUAUAAACCACAUAGUAAACAGGUUUAAUUCAAAAGAAAUAAACAAGGUUUGAUUAAAGUGAACCUGUAAAAUGAAGGAAUAUUUUGGUUAAGAGUUAUCCUUUUAGGGGAAGGGGGGACAGCAAUACUUACAGGUGCAUAAACGCCAUACUGGGAUCGACAAUUUGUCGUAAAACUAAAGGAAGUGAGAGGGUUGAAUCCCCCCCCCCCACACACAUAGGUAAGAUUAAAACCCCUCCCUUUAUCAAAAUCUGGACACGAGCUUGCAGCAUUAUGUUUUCUUUGUAGUUUUAUACACUCCAGUUCUAUUUUUGUCUAGAAUUUCAAUUCCUAAUUCAAAUAUCUCUGUUACCUUCCCUUAUAUGCUCAUGUCAAACAGUUUUUUUAGUGAUGUUCCAUUUUUUAGUUGAAUUGUGAAAAAAAUGCUUUAAAAAAUAUUUUAAUUGAUAUUUUCCCUGAACAUAGUAAAAACAAGGAAGUUAUGUAAUGCAGUUAUUUUACUUUUGUUUUACAUUUUUUAAAAUUAUAUAUUUGAUGUAUGUUAUUAUUUUUCACUUAUUUUUUAAUUUAUGUUUUUCAUUGUGCACAUAUUUUAUUUCAUUGGAUUUUGAAAAAACAUUUUAUUUUUCUGUUAAACUCUUCUUUCAAAUCAAAGAUUCAAGAAUAAGUGCAAGAAACAGUUCAUAUAAGUCAGAGACUGUUGUUGAAAAAUAGUAUCCUGAAAUAUUGAGUUUUUGUAAAGUUUCAGAUUAUAUUAUACUCAAGUUAUAAAAAUUCUUGAAAAGUUGCAAUAAAAAUACUGGAUUUUCG
Uloborus diversus is the source of this 3671-nucleotide messenger RNA. RefSeq lists its product as uncharacterized. The record is from RefSeq and is a predicted model, not a curated record. The transcript is spliced from 10 exons. Gene Ontology annotation, biological process: Wnt signaling pathway; ubiquitin-dependent protein catabolic process. Gene Ontology annotation, cellular component: cytoplasm; nucleus. Bases 102 to 1286 code for a protein of 394 amino acids. Lineage: Eukaryota; Metazoa; Arthropoda; Arachnida; Araneae; Uloboridae. Gene Ontology annotation, molecular function: ubiquitin protein ligase activity; zinc ion binding; poly-ADP-D-ribose binding.